UUUGCAGUUUGUUCCUAGCAUUCGUUCAGGUAGUUUUGCAGAUAUUGGUCCACGGAGGUUCAUGGAAGAUGAGCAUAUAAGGAUAGAUGAUCUUUCCGAACAUCUAGGCUCCCUAGUCAGGUUUCCUCAGCCUUGUGCCUUCUAUGGGGUAUUUGAUGGUCAUGGAGGACCUGAGGCAGCAGCUUAUGUGAGAAAACAUGUCCUCAGACUCCUUUUUGAGGACGCCAAUUUCCCUCAGACAUCAGAAGUUGAUGACGCAUUUUUAAAAGAGGUGGAAAACUCUCUAAGAGAAGGGUUUCUUCUUGCUGACCUUGCUUUGGCUGAUGAGUGUAAUGUGUGUAGUUCCUCUGGAACUACUGCAUUGACAGCUCUGGUAUUGGGAAGGCUUCUAAUGGUGGCAAAUGUGGGAGACUGCCGAGCAGUUCUUUGCCAUAAGGGAGAGGCGAUUAAUAUGUCUCAAGACCAUAGACCGAAUUAUGCAUCGGAGAGAAGGCGUGUCGAAGAGUUGGGCGGAUUUAUUGACGAUGGCUAUCUCAAUGGUGUCCUAUCAGUGACUAGGGCCUUAGGGGACUGGGACAUGAAGCUGCCUCGUGGCUCUGCCUCUCCUCUGAUAGCAGAGCCUGAAUUCCGACAGAUUAUCUUGAGCGAGGAUGAUGAAUUCCUUAUAAUUGGUUGUGAUGGGAUCUGGGAUGUUAUGUCAAGUCAACAAGCGGUUAAUCUGGUACGUCGUGGUCUGAGACGGCAUGAUGAUCCUGAACAGUGUGCCAAGGAUCUUGUCAUGGAGGCCCUGCGGCUCAAUACUUUCGACAAUCUUACUGUGGUAAUUGUUUGCUUUACUUCCGUUGAUCAUUCUGAACCAUCACAGUCACGACAGAGGCGAUUAAGAUGCUGCAGCUUCUCUGCAGAAGCCUUGUGCAGCUUACAGAGUUGGUUGGACAACAGUGGAAGCCGUUGAGUUAAGAUGAUUCUGCAGGGAUAAAAGCCAACCUUUGUGGAUGUUUUUCCUUUCUUCCAUCUGUUUUUGGGUGGGUUUUCUGUACAUAUAAUUGGUUGGCAAAGAGAAUGGGCUCGGUUUGGUGCUCUUUGUUGUAUGGAACAUGUAUCUCAUUUUAUUAGCUGUAUAUAACAACUAAUUUUCAAUUCGUAAAAUUCACCAUUGAAGCAUUUAA
Molecule: messenger RNA, 1169 nt
Organism: Nicotiana tabacum (common tobacco)
Lineage: Eukaryota; Viridiplantae; Streptophyta; Magnoliopsida; Solanales; Solanaceae
Source: RefSeq, a predicted model, not a curated record